AUGGCAAGAGUAAGAGGAUUUGGAAUCACCACUGUCGGAAUAGUAGCCGUAGCCAGUGUAUACAUGGGCAUAAACUUCUUCCAGCCGAUUGUAGUAGAGCAACUGCGUAAGGAUGGUAAUCUACGAAACGAUAUAGAUCUUCCCAAGUUCGAUAAAGACGGUAACGUGAUUGUGGAUGAGAAGGAUCGUGUCCUCUUCCCUGGAAACCAAUUCCAGUCUCAACCAGUAACCCCGGCUACAGAAGAAACAAACCACUAA
Maudiozyma barnettii is the source of this 258-nucleotide messenger RNA. It is a transcript of the gene ECM19, whose product is annotated as Ecm19p. The record is from RefSeq and is a predicted model, not a curated record. Lineage: Eukaryota; Fungi; Ascomycota; Saccharomycetes; Saccharomycetales; Saccharomycetaceae. The transcript has a single exon. The coding region runs from base 1 to 258 and encodes 85 amino acids.